Molecule: messenger RNA, 1063 nt
Organism: Micropterus dolomieu (smallmouth bass)
Lineage: Eukaryota; Metazoa; Chordata; Actinopteri; Centrarchiformes; Centrarchidae
Product: endonuclease domain-containing 1 protein-like
Exons: 3
Coding region: 128-1063 (311 amino acids)
Molecular function (GO): hydrolase activity; metal ion binding; nucleic acid binding
Source: RefSeq, a predicted model, not a curated record
AUUAGAUUUGUUCAGCUUGAAAUUGAAACAGAUUGUUAAUUCCACAAUCGAAAGACAGUUCCUGUAAGACUCUUCUCUGAACGCUGACUGCCACAGCAUUUCAUCUAAAGACACACAGAGUUUGACAAUGACGUCCAUGAAGAUGUGGUAUCUCUUGCUUCUCGCUGCCUUCCUGCCCAUUGUUCCCACAGUGGCUGAAGUGGUUAAGUUGGUGUCCGACUGUGCAGAGUUUCUCCUUGAUGCAAAGCCACCACAUGUCCCAGGCAUCUUGGAGGGCUGGCUCAUUCAGGACCAGAAUCGAUACAAACUCAUAUGCCAGACGUUGGGAGACGAGAGAAAGUUUCUGACGCUUUACGACACUGAGAACAGGAUUCCAGUGUUUUCUGCCUUAAAGUACAUUGGGGAUGGAGGAGCACCAAAACCCCCAAACGAAUGGAUGAUAGAGCCACAGCUUGAGAACAAAAAUGACAAGAACAAGAACAUGUGUGAUGAAGACAGAGACAGGACCUACACCAAGCAGGCUGUGGACAAUGAUUACAACGACAACAAUUUAAAACUUACCAGGGGACAUUUAAUUGCAAGCACUUAUGGGUUCCAGACAUCUGGCAAAAAGUCCACCUUUACCCUGACCAACAUCGUUCCACAAGAAAAAACAUUCAACGAGGGAAGCUGGUACAACAUCGAGAAGGGCAUCAAAUAUGUUAUGGACGAAUAUUGCAAAGACAACAGUGGUUCUAUUAAAGCCUAUGUAGUAACUGGAGCAAUACCCAGCAACAACAACAAACAACUCAAUAACAGGGUUAAUAUUCCCUCCAAGCUCUGGUCAGCAUUCUGCUGCUGCAGCCCCAAAGAGAACAAAUGGAUCACAGGCGCACACUGGGGCGACAAUGUUCCAGAAAUUUUAUCUAAAAAGCCUAAAAAAACUCUGCCCACUAAGACUCUGGCAGAACUCAAACAACAACUGGGGAUAGAUGUGUUUCCUGAUACAAUGUGUCCUGUUUCUUUGGUUUUCACAAACAGUAAUAACCGCUCUACUUCAACCCCUUUUUCCUGUCCCACUUAA